Xyrauchen texanus (razorback sucker) is the source of this 1469-nucleotide messenger RNA. It is a transcript of the gene ska1, whose product is annotated as spindle and kinetochore associated complex subunit 1. Gene Ontology annotation, molecular function: microtubule binding. The record is from RefSeq and is a predicted model, not a curated record. Gene Ontology annotation, biological process: regulation of microtubule polymerization or depolymerization; mitotic cell cycle; chromosome segregation. The transcript has 7 exons. Gene Ontology annotation, cellular component: spindle microtubule; outer kinetochore; mitotic spindle. The coding region runs from base 104 to 877 and encodes 257 amino acids. Lineage: Eukaryota; Metazoa; Chordata; Actinopteri; Cypriniformes; Catostomidae.
UGUGCGGCAUGGAGCAUUGUCCUGCUGGAAAAUCCAAUCCUCAGAGUUGGCGAACAUUGUCAGAGCAGAAGGAAGCAAGUUUUCUUCCAGGAUAACCUUAGAAAUGAAUCACUGUGAGCUUGAGGAAGUAACACAACAUAUUAAUGACAAAAUUUCCAUGAUUAAAAGACUCCUGGAGCUUCGAGCUGUUGCAAAAGAUCCAGAAAAACGGGGGACUCUUCUCAAAAUCGAACAAGAAGUCAGUGCCAUCAAUGAGCUUCUUGAUCGUUUUGAGCGAUAUGUAGGCCAGCAGAGAGACCUACUAAAGCAUUUAAAGGAUCUGGAAGAGUUUUUCCAGCAGGAUGAACAGGAUGUCCAUCACCUAAAGAACAACACCCCUUUGCACAUGCCCAGAAAAGGCCAACAAACAGCUCAACAAGAAGGACAGGUGGCAGUUCAGAGCAGGCAGACAGAUGCGCCACCGGCUCCUCAGGAUCAGGCACCACCCAGGAAAUCUCAGCGCAACCAGAUCAAAGAGAUGGAGUUCAUUACUGUCCCAGAAUUUGACAGCAUUCCAACGUACAUGAAAGGUCGUAUAACGUAUGACCAGCUGAACGCAGCUGUGCAAAGCAUCAACACAGCUAUAACGGCAAAAUAUAAGAUCCUCCAUCAGCCAAUCAAGACCCUCAACAAUGCUUCCCGUAUGCUCCAACAGCGCUUUAAAGACCAAGAAACAAAGGACACCAAGGGUCAGUUUUUCAUCGUGGAGCAGGACAUUCGAGAGUUUACCCAGAUGAAGGUGGACAAGCGCUUUGGAAGCAUGUUGAAUAUGCUACGUCACUGCCAGCAUCUGAAGGAAGUCAGAGGAGGCGGUCUCGCACGCUUCAUCCUGCUUUAAGAGCUUGGGGGUGUGAAUCAACCUCUCCAUUUGUUCGAAUGGAGUUUUUAAAUGAACUAUGCUCAUAUUUUGUUGCAAGCAGUUUAGAGAUGUCAACCGCAAACAGAAGAUCCUUUGAGCUUGUUUUCAAUGGGGUAGAAGAGAAUCCAUGUCUGUUUUUGGAAAACUGUUUUGAAAUAUAGUUCACACCAAAUUGAAGUUCUGUUAUAAUUUAGUCACCCUUAAGAUGUUCCAAACCUGUAUGACUUUCAUUUUUCCAUGGAACACAUGAGUAAAUUAAUUAAAAUUUUUGGCUGAACUAACCCUUUAUGCAUAUAAUGGUCUGUUGUCAAUAUGUCGGUGUCCAUUUUUGGUUAAAUAAAUAUGUUAAAGUUAUCAUUUUGUUAUCAAUGAGUAAAAUCAUCAUUUUGUUUAUUAAUUUGUUAUUUUUUAUGUUGUAGAUCGUUGAUCGUUAUCUGUGAUGAAGAAAUAUAUAUAUUGUUUGCUGUAUUUAUAUUGCUUAGUGUGAAAUAUCUUUUCAUUUGCCAAUUAGAUCAUAUAAAAUGGCAGGUUUUGUAAUAUUAUCUCAAAACUUGGUAUAAUUUCAGAAGUG